Messenger RNA from Diaporthe citri, 1707 nucleotides. RefSeq lists its product as uncharacterized. Bases 1 to 1707 code for a protein of 568 amino acids. The transcript has a single exon. Gene Ontology annotation, cellular component: intracellular anatomical structure. Gene Ontology annotation, molecular function: protein binding. The record is from RefSeq and is a predicted model, not a curated record. Lineage: Eukaryota; Fungi; Ascomycota; Sordariomycetes; Diaporthales; Diaporthaceae.
AUGACAACCCGACCACCUCCAGCCCCAACAGCUUCAGAUGAUGGAUCAUACUAUGAUCUUGGCACGUACCACCGAGACGUGACCACCGGCAACAAGGAGGCACAGACAUGGUUUGACCGGGGCCUGAUAUGGUCCUACGCUUUCAACCAUGAGGAAUCCGCGGCCUGUUUCCAGCAGGCCAUCGACCUCGACCCAGACUUCCCCAUGGCUUACUGGGGGCUGGCCUAUUCCCUGGGCCCGAAUUACAACAAGCCGUGGGAAUUCUUCGAGGGGCGCGAGAUGGAUACCACAGUUGAAAGGUCCUAUCGGGCAGUGAAGCAUGCACUCGAGAUCUCGGCCAAGGCGACCCCCGUCGAGAUUGCUCUGAUCAAGGCACUCAAGCAACGCUAUCCUCAGGAGCAUCAAAUACCCCCAGACACAAAGGACCCAGCCCACAGUGCAAUUUGGAACAAGGCCUACGCCGAGGCAAUGCGUGGCGUGUACGAGGCCCACCCUGACGACCUGGACGUCGCGGCCCUGUUCGUUGAUUCGCUGAUGAACCUCACGCCCUGGAAGCUGUGGGAUAUCCGGACGGGGGAGCCAGCAAAGGGUGCCUACACUCUGGAAGCAAAGCAGGCCCUGGACAAGGCAUACGCGCAGGCAGGCGGCGACAGCCACCCGGGUCUGCUACACCUUUGGAUCCAUCUCAUGGAGAUGAGCAGCAAUCCGGAGGCUGCCCUGCCCCGGGCCAACAACCUCCGCCAGCUCGUGCCGGACGGGGGCCACCUCAACCACAUGCCCUCGCACCUCGACGUCCUCUGCGGGCACUACAAGGACGCCGUCGACGCCAACUCGGCCGCCAUCAUCGCCGACGAGAAGUUCCUGGCGCGGGCGGGCGCCAUGAACUUCUACACGCUGUACCGCUCCCACGACUACCACUUCCGCAUCUACGCGGCCAUGUUCUCGGCCCAGUCGAGGGUGGCGCUGGAGACGGUGGCGCGGCUCGAGGCGUCGCUCCCCGAGGAGCUCCUGCGCGUCGAGUCGCCGCCGAUGGCCAACUGGCUCGAGGCGUUCGUGGCCGUGCGCGCGCACGUGUACGUGCGGUUCGGGCGGUGGGAGGACAUCCUGGCGCUCCCGCUCCCCGGGGACCAGAGGCUCUACAGCUUCACGACGGCGGUGUACCUCUACGCCAAGGGCCUCGCGCUCGCGGCGCUGGGCCGCGUCGACGAGGCCGAGCUGGAGCGCGGGCGGUUCGAGGCGCAGCGCGCGACGGUGCCCGAGUCGCGCACGCUCUUCAACAACACGUGCGUCCACAUCCUGGGCAUCGCCAGCGCCAUGCUCGCGGGCGAGGUCGAGUACCGCCGGGGCAACGUGGAGGCGUCCUUUGAGCACCUCCGCGAGGCGAUCCGGCGCGACGACGGGCUCGAGUACGACGAGCCGUGGGGUUGGAUGCAGCCCACGCGGCACGCGCUGUCGGCGCUGCUGCUCGAGCAGGGCCGCGCGGGCGAGGCGGUGGCUAUUUACCGGGCCGACCUCGGGGUGGACGACACCCUGCCGCGGACGUUCCAGCACCGGAACAACGUGUGGUCGCUGCACGGGUACCACGAGAGCCUGCUGAAGCUCGGGAGGGAGGACGAGGCGCGCGAGGUCGAGCCGCAGCUGAAGGCUGCCCUGGAGGUGGCUGACGUGCCCAUCAGGUCGUCAUGCUUCUGCCGGUUGAAGCUGUGA